GCUAGUUAGUAGUUACUUCCUUAUAUGCAAUUCUUUGUAUGUUUUUGCUUUGGGAAUUGGGACUUGAGGUUUUGGGUGCUCUCCUGGCCUAAAAACCUCAAAGAUUGAAGCUUUGUCUUUUUUUUUUGUCGCUGUUGUUUUUAAUCUUGGUUAGAUUUUCGGUUUUUCUCCCUUUUCCUGUUUGGCUUAGUUUGCAUGUGGUGUUGGAUCCUUGGGAAUUUGGGGCUAAGACCCCCAGGUCAGUGGUUUACUCUUCAAUCAUUCAAUUUGCAUAGUAUACCCCGUAGAUAAUUGAAAAAUUCCCUCUGAAUGGUGCUCUGUUGCCUGCCGCGUUUCUAGUACUGAAAGGCUCGGACCUUCAAAUUUCUCAAGGCUUGUUGCAUGAGACUGAACUUAAACUGCAUCAAGAAUAAUUCAUCACCACAUCAAUGCUAAUGGUAGGACAAAGCACGGCCACCACUAACCAGGAUUAAACAAAGCUGGGUCGAAGAAUCUUUGCCAUUUAAUUUUGGAUCUACAGCACAUAUGAAUAGCACUAGACAGCGUGCCCUUAAAAGCGGGGGUCAUGUUUUGGACUAUCUGAAGCGCAUGCAGGCAGAGAAUCCUGUUUUCUUUUAUGCAGUCCAGGGUGACAGUGAUCACUCGGGUGGGAAUAUAUUUUGGGCUGAUGCAACAUCUAGGAUGAACUACUCUUAUUUUGGGGAUGCCGUUAUAUUUGACACAACCUAUAGGACUAACCAGUAUCGAGUUCCAUUUGCCUCUUUCACUGGGGUUAAUCAUCAUGGGCAACCUGUGUUAUUUGGUUGUGCAUUGAUUGCGAAUGAAUCUGAGUCCUCAUUUGUAUGGUUAUUCAGGACUUGGCUCCAUGCCAUGUCUGGACGCCACCCUGUUUCCAUUACAACAGAUUUGGACCCAUUCAUACAAGUUGCUGUUGGCCUAGUUUUCCCUCCAACUCGCCUUCGGUUCUGUAAAUGGGGCAUAUUCCGAGAAACCCGAGGCAAACUGGCUCAUCUAUGUCAGUCACAUCCUGCUUUUGAAACUGAGUUCCGGGAAUGUCUUCUUGAGAGUGAGACCAUUGAUGAGUUUGAGUCUUGUUGGUACUCACUCUUGGAAAGAUACCAUGUCAUGGAUAAUGAGUGGCUUCAGUCAAUGUACAAUGCACGACAACAUUGGGUCCCUGUCUACCUGCAGGACACUUUCUUCGGGGAGGUAUCUUUAAAGGAGGGAAAUAAGUGUUUGAACCUUUUCUUUGAUGGAUAUGUAAAUGCAUCUACCACUUCACAGGUAUUGGUUAGACAAUAUGAGAAAGCAGUAUCAACUUGGCAUGAAAGAGAAUUAAAAGCAGAUUAUGAAACUACCAAUAGCAGCCCAGUUUUAAAAACACCAUCUCCAAUGGAAAAACAAGCUGCAAGUCUUUAUACUAGAAGGAUAUUCAUGAAAUUCCAAGAGGAGUUAGUAGAGACACUUGCAAAUCCUGCUACAAAAAUUGAUGAUUCGGGAACUACCACUACUUAUCGAGUUGCCAAAUUUGGGGAAAACAGAAAAUCUCAUGUUGUCACAUUCAAUUCUUUUGAGAUGAAAGCUAGUUGCAGCUGCCAGAUGUUUGAAUAUUCAGGAAUCAUUUGUAGGCAUGUAUUAGCAGUCUUCAGGGCUAAAAAUGUGCUUACGCUUCCAUCUCAGUAUGUGUUGAAACGAUGGACAAGGAAUGCAAAAACUGGUGUGUUGUUAGAUGGACAUGCAUCUGAAUUGCCUAGUAGUACUCGAGAGUCUGUAACAGUUCGCUACAACAAUCUGCGUCAAGAAGCAAUUAAAUAUGUGGAAGAAGGUGCAAAAUCGAUCCAAACCUAUCAUGUUGCAAUGAGAUCUUUGCAAGAAGCUGCUAAGAAGGUUUCUGCCUUAAGAAUUCAGAGUACUGGAGCAAUAGAAGGGGCUACAAUAGCCAAUGGAGAAAGGGGCGAGUUGCUUGCAGGAGAUGAAGUUUUUCCUAGCUAUCAAUCUGUGGCAGAUAAGCAAAAGAAAAUCCAAGAGUUGACUGGGGAGUUAGAGAUUACAAAUCAGCGAUGUGAAGUCUAUAGGGCAAACUUGCUGGCUGUGCUGAGGGAUAUGGAAGAACAGAAGUUAAAGCUAUCAGUGAAGGUCCAAAAUGCAAGACUUAGUUUGAAAGAGUGACUGCUUUGAUUGUUCCGUUUAAGGUGUGCUGACUGUCCAUUUUGGUUCCAAUUAGCUUAUAUUAAUAACCUUUGCGUUUCCUGUCAUGGUUAGAGUUUAUAUUUAAUAAUCGUGAUUAUCUCUUUUCUGAAGCUAUAAUCUGACUGAAUAUUUCAGUUUCUUGUCUUCGUGAUAAGUUAUUAUCUAUAAGAAAUUGUAUAAUUGAUUUGUUUGGCAUGCUAACAGCGAAUGGAAGUAAAAUUUAAGGAUCUUUAUAUGCUACAA
This is a messenger RNA of Lotus japonicus, 2433 nucleotides long. RefSeq names its product protein FAR1-RELATED SEQUENCE 9. Gene Ontology annotation, molecular function: zinc ion binding. The transcript is spliced from 4 exons. Lineage: Eukaryota; Viridiplantae; Streptophyta; Magnoliopsida; Fabales; Fabaceae. Gene Ontology annotation, biological process: regulation of DNA-templated transcription. The record is from RefSeq and is a predicted model, not a curated record. Bases 526 to 2169 code for a protein of 547 amino acids.